GUGUCCCCCGGAGAGCAAGUGUCGUCAAGUGUCUUGCGGUGCGUUAUUGUCGUCUGCUGAGUAAUUGCAAAUAUCUAUACCCCUAAACCGCGCGCCCCCAGCCCUCGAUAAAAUCUAAGCCGGUUUAGAUUUUCCUGGUACGCUUAUCGUUGCGCCGCCGUGCUUAAUCUUUCUAAUUAUUGGAGAUAUCCGAAAAAAAUAUGACUUUCUGACAUUUAUUAUUGGUGACGUCAGAUUUCUGGUGAACAAACAUUGCAUCACUUUUGGCGAAGAAGCGUGCUCGAAGGAAAGUUUCGAUUGCGUAUUUUCGUAGAAUUUUUUGGUUUCAAGAGUUUCGUGACAGAAAAAAAUUGAUCGAAUGCGCGAAGAUUGAUUACGAAAUUGGGUAUAACAGUCGAUACAACAAGGUGUAUUUCGCCGUAAGUGCUUAGGGAGUGCGAUUUAAGGCUUGCUUCGAUAGUAGUGUUAUCUAUGGAAUCGUCGCGGUCUGAAGAACGAAAACCGUCUGUACAUUUUUGAUGGGGGAAGACUUCAGAUCGUUUGAGGACGGCUUUAAAGAGAACUGAGCCGUUAAGCCCGUGCAAAGAGCUCUGUUUGGUUUGUAUUGCGGCUUUGUUUUAUUUGAGUAAAUUCGUGCAAGUUUGUUAGCAAUAAAUAUGAAGUCUGCAGAGAUCCUUUGCCUACUGUGGCUUAUCACAGGUGUGACAUCUGUCAGUGAUUUAGAGACGGAAGGAAGUGGGGCUAGUGGUAUAACUGUGGAUUUUGCUAUUUCCCGAAAGCUUGUGAAAGACCUGGGUGUAGCACACAUAGAUCCAUCUGUCGAAGACGGUAUCUAUCCGGAAGACGACGAUGACUACGUCGAAUUCGCAGAAGAUAAUCACUUGAAGCCAACAACGCUCUCGGAACCACUUGAACAUAAUCAAACAGACACAUCACUAAGUCCGGAGGAAUCCAUCCAGGGGCAACAAUCUUCGGACGUUAAUCUUUUGGUUCCACUAGCUGUAUCUAAUGAUGACGUCAAUGGCACCGCACCUGCAGACACUGCAGAUAUUGCAAUCCAAAGAACCGAAGCAGAACCAUUGAGCUGCAAUGGAUACAAGAAAUUAUCGAGCCAGCCUCAAUACACCGGCACCGGAGCAAACCUGCUCAGAAAAUGUUGUCCUCACGGAGAAAGUUUCCAGCUGCCAAGUGGAAAGUCGUCGCAGGGCUUGAUUUGCGGUCCGGGGGAACCAUUCGGAGAGUUCAGCGUGCAGCCUAUCAGCGCCCAGUUUUACGAUGGUUGUAUUGAAGAUUUGGAACCUGAACCGCCGCUUAAGCUGCAGAUGGCCUACGGCAAUCCCUGCCCUUUUGAGGGUGGAAUGGUGAGAUUUGGACUGGAAACCAAGGAUCGGGUGUUUAUCAUCCAAAAUGGAUCGUUGCUGAUCAUCAACGAUGAGGUGAUGGAGUUCGACAUCUACAACGGGUACUGCUUGGACGUUAACCGUAAGGAUGGCAACUUGACGGCUUACGUUUGCCCUUCCGAGAUCCGUAUGGGCCGGGACAUCUUCAAGGGUCAGAUGGUGGCCCUGGCGUUGUGUCUGAUGGUUGCUAUUCCGCUGCUGCUGGCCACUGCCUUUUUAUACGUAGCCAUUCCGGCCUUCAACGAUAUCCAUGGGGAGGCGUUGUCGUUGAACUGUAUCAAUUUUGCCGUGGCUUUACUUUUGGAGAGCAUCUUUCAGCAUCAAACCCGGGGACAUGGAUCUACCGAUGAUACUGUUGUGUUAGCCAAUUAUGCUGAAUACUUCAUCCUGGCAACAUUCUUCUGGUUGCUGGUGAAUUGUUUGAACAAUUGCAUCCACGCUUGGUACUUCCUACCAAGAGGAAUACAAAUCAAACAGGUUGGCGAAAAACGGACAUUUUUCCUCUAUUUGGCAUUUGCUCAACUGACACCCUUGGCCAUCAUUCUGUCAAAUCCUCCAAAUGGAGACACAACUGCCACGAAGAACUAUUUCUUCAUACCGAUCAUGUGUAUCAUCGCGCUGAACCUACUCAGCUUCGCGAUCAGUUUCUGGGGGCUGCAUCGCGUUAGCAAUCAGCUUAUUAACAACUACAUACAGCGAGGACGGCUUAGCAAUACCGGAAGUGAGGCCGCCUACGCCGCCCUGCAGCAGAUUCCCAACGUCAGUCGAUCCGCAGUUGAUCGCGUCAAGUACAUGACCAAAUACACCGCCAUGUUGUUCAUCGUAAUGGCAGGGGUUUGGACGAUCACCAUUGCAACGUACUACAGUACCAAAAUGAUUCCGAUCCUUUUCGAUAUCCUGUUUGGGCUGCAGGGCAUUCUGAUCUUCAUCAUUUUCAUCUGCCUGCCCCGACCAUUCCGAACGGUGAAAGCAUGGUUCCAAAAGAACGGCCAUUGUGGUUGCAAGCCGGAUUCCGAUGAGGUGGAUCUGCGAAGGCACGGUGCCGCUUACAGGAAUUCCCGAAAUGGAGCCAAUGGACAACAGGACAAAGGUGGCGCCAAAGAGCUUGUCUUGUUGAACAAUGUUCAGUCGGCUUAGAGGAGAAUUAUACUGUAAUACCUACUAGUCCUAAGUUGUGUCCCGACAGUCACGUUUUUCGAAUUUCAGUAUUUAUUGCGCUAAGAGAAGUUAGUUUGUAAGCUUUGCGAAAGGUCCUAAUGCCGACACAUCCGGUUAUACAACUAGAUCUAAGUUAAGUAAAUAUAAA
Uranotaenia lowii is the source of this 2706-nucleotide messenger RNA. Its product is annotated as probable G-protein coupled receptor Mth-like 14. Gene Ontology annotation, molecular function: G protein-coupled receptor activity. Lineage: Eukaryota; Metazoa; Arthropoda; Insecta; Diptera; Culicidae. The transcript has 6 exons. The coding region runs from base 657 to 2537 and encodes 626 amino acids. The record is from RefSeq and is a predicted model, not a curated record.